Messenger RNA from Rana temporaria (common frog), 3943 nucleotides. RefSeq names its product COPI coat complex subunit alpha (gene COPA). Gene Ontology annotation, cellular component: COPI vesicle coat. Bases 78 to 3746 code for a protein of 1222 amino acids. Gene Ontology annotation, biological process: intra-Golgi vesicle-mediated transport; endoplasmic reticulum to Golgi vesicle-mediated transport; retrograde vesicle-mediated transport, Golgi to endoplasmic reticulum. Gene Ontology annotation, molecular function: structural molecule activity; protein binding. The transcript has 33 exons. NCBI's taxonomy places the organism in Eukaryota, Metazoa, Chordata, Amphibia, Anura, Ranidae. The record is from RefSeq and is a predicted model, not a curated record.
UGGGUGGGCCGGAGCUUCGGGUCCAACGCGGCACUUCCGGGACAGUGUGGGGUGACGUGUGACGGGCGGCCGGGAAGAUGCUGACCAAGUUCGAGACCAAGUCUGCCCGGGUGAAGGGCCUGAGCUUCCACCCUAAGAGGCCAUGGGUCCUCACCAGCCUGCACAAUGGCGUCAUCCAGCUGUGGGAUUACCGCAUGUGUACCCUCAUAGACAAGUUCGAUGAACACGAUGGCCCGGUCCGGGGUAUUGAUUUUCAUAAGCAGCAGCCUCUGUUUGUCUCUGGAGGAGAUGACUACAAAAUCAAGGUCUGGAAUUAUAAGCUCCGACGCUGUCUGUUCACCCUGCUGGGUCACCUGGAUUAUAUCCGCACCACCUUCUUCCAUCAUGAAUACCCGUGGAUUCUCAGCGCCUCCGAUGAUCAAACCAUCCGGAUCUGGAACUGGCAGUCUCGCACUUGUGUCUGCGUCCUGACGGGUCACAACCAUUACGUCAUGUGCGCCCAGUUCCACCCAUCGGAAGAUCUGGUAGUCUCUGCCAGUCUGGACCAGACAGUGCGCGUUUGGGAUAUUUCUGGCCUGCGCAAAAAGAACCUUUCUCCAGGAGCGGUGGACUCCGAUGUGCGUGGACUCACAGGAGUGGAUUUGUUUGGGACCACCGACGCAGUGGUGAAACAUGUUCUGGAGGGUCACGAUCGUGGUGUGAACUGGGCCGCCUUCCACCCUACCAUGCCUCUCAUUGUAUCGGGAGCUGAUGACAGGCAGGUGAAGAUCUGGAGAAUGAACGAAUCCAAGGCCUGGGAAGUGGACACUUGCCGUGGACAUUACAACAACGUCUCCUGCGCCGUCUUCCACCCCCGACAGGAGCUGAUCCUGAGCAACUCCGAAGAUAAGAGCAUCCGCGUCUGGGAUAUGUCCAAGAGAACCGGAGUCCAGACCUUCCGCCGAGACCACGAUCGCUUCUGGGUUCUGGCUGCUCACCCCAACCUCAACCUUUUUGCAGCAGGACAUGACGGAGGAAUGAUCGUGUUCAAGUUGGAACGGGAAAGGCCAGCCUACGCCGUCCACGGGAACAUCCUGUACUACGUAAAGGACCGCUUCCUCCGCCAACUGGAUUUCAACAGCUCAAAGGAUGUGGCCGUCAUGCAGCUCAGAAGUGGCUCCAAGUUCCCAGUGUUCAACAUGUCCUAUAACCCAGCUGAAAACGCCGUACUGCUCUGCACGAGGGCCAGCAACCUGGAGAACAGCACUUAUGACCUGUACACCAUCCCUAAGGACUCCGACUCUCAGAACCCUGAUGCUCCUGAAGGGAAGCGCUCCUCUGGGCUGACCGCGGUCUGGGUGGCUCGCAAUAGAUUCGCCGUCCUGGAUCGCAUGCAUUCCAUCCUUAUUAAGAACCUGAAGAACGAGAUCACUAAAAAAGUUCAGGUGCCAAACUGCGAUGAGAUUUUCUACGCCGGCACUGGGAACCUGCUUCUCCGCGACGCUGACUCCAUCACGCUGUUCGAUGUUCAGCAGAAACGAACACUGUCUUCUGUGAAGAUCGCUAAAGUCAAAUACGUCAUCUGGUCUUCUGACAUGUCUCACGUGGCCCUGCUGGCUAAACAUGCAAUCAUGAUCUGCAACAGAAAGCUGGAAUCUCUGUGUAACAUUCACGAGAACAUUCGUGUGAAGAGCGGAGCGUGGGAGGAGAGCGGUGUCUUCAUCUACACCACCAGCAACCACAUCAAAUACGCCCUCACCACCGGUGAUCACGGCAUCAUUCGUACUCUGGAUCUGCCCAUCUACAUCACCCGUGUGAAGGGUAACAACGUUUACUGUCUGGACCGGGAAUGUCGCCCGCGGGUGCUCACCAUUGACCCCACAGAAUUCAAAUUCAAAAUGGCCCUGAUUAACAGGAAAUACGAUGAGGUGCUGCACAUGGUGAGAAACGCCAAGCUGGUAGGACAGUCGAUCAUUGCCUACUUGCAGAAGAAGGGUUACCCCGAGGUGGCGUUGCACUUUGUGAAAGACGAGAAGACGCGAUUUAGCCUGGCUCUGGAGUGCGGCAAUAUUGAGAUUGCGUUAGAAGCCUCGAAGGCUCUGGAUGACAAGAGCUGCUGGGAGAAGCUGGGCGAGGUGGCUCUGCUGCAGGGCAACCAUCAGAUCGUGGAGAUGUGCUACCAGCGCACCAAGAAUUUCGACAAGCUCGCCUUCCUUUACCUCAUCACCGGGAACCUGGAGAAACUGCGAAAGAUGAUGAAGAUCGCGGAGAUCCGUAAGGACAUGAGCGGGCAGUACCAGAAUGCCCUCUUCCUGGGAGACAUUGAUGAGAGAGUGAGGAUCCUUAAGAACUGCGGGCAGAAGUCUCUGGCUUAUCUCACCGCCGCCACACACGGCAUUACGGAUGAAGAAGACAAACUGCGGGAAUCCUUCGAACCAGAGAAAGAAAUAAUUCCAGAAGUAGACCCAGAUGCCAAACUGCUGCUCCCACCUCCUCCAGUUAUGCCGCUGGACACCAACUGGCCUCUGCUGACCGUUUCCAAGGGCUUCUUUGAAGGAUCCAUAGCAAGUAAAGCCAAAGGUAUGGCGGCAGACAUUGAUGUGGACACUGUGGGAGGAGAAGGUUGGGGAGAAGAUGCAGAGCUUCAGCUGGAUGAAGAUGGCUUUGUGGAUGCGGGAGAGGCAUUUGGAGACGAGGCUCCUGGAAAAGGACAUGAAGAAGGAGGCGGAUGGGACGUGGAAGAAGAUCUGGAGCUUCCCCCUGAACUGGAUGUUCCCUCUGGCCAGUCUGGAACCGGAGAAGAUGGCUUCUUUGUGCCACCCACCAAAGGCAGCAGCCCGGGACAGUUGUGGUGCAACAACUCCCAGCUUCCCGUGGAUCACAUCUUGGCGGGUUCACUGGAAACGGCAAUGCGGCUCCUCCAUGAUCAGGUGGGAGUGGUGAACUUCAGUCCAUACAAGCAGCAUUUCCUCCAUACCUUCUCCCGAGGACGCAGCACCUUCCAGGCUCUGCCGGGGCUUCCUGCCAUGUACGGCUACCCACAGCGCAACUGGAAGGACGCGGGAUUGAAGAACGGCCUUCCCGCGGUCGGUCUGAAGCUCAGCGAUCUCAUCCAGCGGCUGCAGCUGUGCUACCAGCUCACCACGACCGGCAAGUUUGAAGAGGCGGUGGAGAAGUUCCGCUUAAUCCUGCUCAGCGUCCCCCUUCUGGUGGUGGACAACAAGCAGGAGAUCUCCGAGGCUCAGCAGCUGAUCACCAUUUGCAGAGAAUAUAUUGUGGGUCUCUCCAUGGAAAUCGAGCGAAAGAAACUUCCCAAAGACACCCUGGAGCAGCAGAAGAGGAUCUGUGAGAUGGCAGCCUACUUCACACACUCCAACCUGCAGCCCGUCCACAUGAUCCUGGUGCUGAGAACGGCCGUCAAUCUCUUCUUCAAACUCAAGAACUUCAAAACGGCCGCAGUGUUCGCCAGGCGGCUGCUGGAACUGGGGCCCAAGCCCGAGGUGGCGCAGCAGACUCGUAAGAUCCUGGCAGCGUGUGAGAAGAGUCUCACCGACACGUACCAGCUCAACUACGACAUGCACAACCCCUUCGACAUCUGUGCCGCCUCAUACAAGCCCAUCUACCGGGGGAAGCCGGUGGAGAAAUGCCCGCUCAGCGGCGCCUGCUACAGCCCGGAGUACAAAGGACAGAUCUGCCGAGUCUCCACGGUGACGGAAAUUGGAAAAGAUGUGAUUGGUCUGCGGAUCAGCCCCCUCCAGUUCCGUUAAGAUCCCCUCCCCCCCUCCUUAUAUAUUACUGUUCUUAUAUAGUAGUUUUGUUCCCAGCUCAGCACGGAGCUUCUCGCGUCUUUUGUAACACGGGUGGCGGCGGUGACCACCCAACCGGACCAUAGAAAGACGCCGCUGAAGAUCUUCUCACGUUCUGUUUCGUUAUUGCAAGUGAAAUAAAAUCAAUUGAAAUCUUA